Messenger RNA from Aspergillus homomorphus CBS 101889, 328 nucleotides. RefSeq lists its product as uncharacterized. The transcript has a single exon. The coding region runs from base 57 to 275 and encodes 72 amino acids. The record is from RefSeq and is a predicted model, not a curated record. Lineage: Eukaryota; Fungi; Ascomycota; Eurotiomycetes; Eurotiales; Aspergillaceae.
CAUCAAUUCUCGGAAAGAUUGUAACGUUAAGAUCCAGAAGCGCAAGCUUGUAAAGGAUGAAAGUACCGACAGAUCGGGAGGCACUGUAUGGUCGGCGAGGGAGGCGAUGGGGAUGGAUUCUCAACCGUCUGUCCCUGAUGGGAACCAAAAUCCCUUCACCAUACCCUACUCAUCCGCAAUCUCCUCCCCCACCAACCCGACCGCGCCGAUUAAAUAAACCCCCCAACACCACAACGCGAAAAACCUUUUCCAUAUCUCAACCACCUAUUCGAUAAUCACAACCAGACUCGUUUCUUUUCAUGGGCAAGCACUGACUGAUACCACACUU